AUGGCCGGAGACGGCAUCUCGGCGGAGGCAGUACGCCGGUGGGGAGAGAAGCUUGACUCCGGCGAGGUCGAGGUGGCAUGGUCCGGUCCAAAAGCUUCACUGGGGCUCCAGGAAGGUGGCAGGGCCAAUCAACCUCAAGGACAACAAGAAAAUGGCCUUCCUUUGGAUAUACCAACAAGUCAGGUUUUAGAUAGUCAUAUGAUUGAACAACAGAGCACAAAUCAGACGCCGCAAUCGCUCUCCCUUGAGCAGCACAGGCUGCAGUUGAGUCAGAAUGAGCAGGUUCAGGUGUCACAGCAGCAGGAAAUUUCUAUACAGAAUGCAAUUCUAUCAAACCGUCUGACAACCGAUGCGUUGCUCCAGAAUGUUGAAGAGAUAGCCAGCAUGCGCUUAGAGUUGCAAAGGAUCCGAGAGGUUCAAGAAACUUCACGGAAUGCUUGGGGUCAAUUGCUGCAUCAUGUUGUUAGUAUAUAUGAAAUGAAUGAGGAACGUAUUAGAAUGAUUGCUACGAUGCAACAGGAAACAAACUCACAUGUUUCAGGCCCUGAAGAUGAAGCAUCAAGUGUGGCGAGAACUGCAGCAGAGACAACCAAUACUGAUCGUACUUGUAUGGUUUGCAACUCUGGUGGUGCUUGUAUGAUGUUGCUGCCGUGCAAACACCUCUGCACCUGCAAGCCAUGUGCAGUCCAUCUCAGGGCCUGCCCUAUCUGCGGUGCUGUGAAGGAUGAUGCGAUCGAGAUCUAG
Molecule: messenger RNA, 744 nt
Organism: Panicum virgatum (switchgrass)
Lineage: Eukaryota; Viridiplantae; Streptophyta; Magnoliopsida; Poales; Poaceae
Product: probable BOI-related E3 ubiquitin-protein ligase 3
Exons: 3
Coding region: 1-744 (247 amino acids)
Molecular function (GO): ubiquitin-protein transferase activity
Source: RefSeq, a predicted model, not a curated record